This is a messenger RNA of Cucurbita maxima (winter squash), 1154 nucleotides long. Its product is annotated as SUMO-conjugating enzyme SCE1. The transcript has 5 exons. Gene Ontology annotation, molecular function: SUMO conjugating enzyme activity. Lineage: Eukaryota; Viridiplantae; Streptophyta; Magnoliopsida; Cucurbitales; Cucurbitaceae. Bases 358 to 840 code for a protein of 160 amino acids. The record is from RefSeq and is a predicted model, not a curated record. Gene Ontology annotation, biological process: protein sumoylation. Gene Ontology annotation, cellular component: nucleus.
GCCAUGCCGAAGUGUCGACGCCAUUUCGAGAAUUGGCGUGAUUCUCAAGCGACGUUUUCGAACUCCAAAGAAAAGAGAGAUAAAGAAAAAGAAAAGAGUAAUCCCACAGAUUCUGAUUUGACUUUUGAAUUUAAUUUUCCCUCGAUAUUUAUCCAAAUUCAAAACCCAAUUUUAUGCUUCAUUGAUGAAUCUCAGCCGUACGUUUGAUUCAACUCCGACUCUCUGCGACUGCUCCACUACUUCUCUCUUCCUCCUAUAAGUCUGUGUGUCCGGCUGUUUCUCUCCUUCUUCCUGUGGUGGGAUCGCCGAUUCAGGGGUCGAAGAUUUGUUGAUUUCUUGAUACAGAAACCGACAGCCAUGUCCGGUGGUAUUGCACGAGGUCGUCUUGCGGAGGAGCGGAAAUCGUGGCGGAAGAAUCAUCCGCAUGGUUUUGUUGCGAAACCGGAGACUAUGCCUGAUGGAACGGUCAAUUUGAUGAUUUGGCAUUGCAUUAUUCCUGGCAAAGUUGGGACAGACUGGGAGGGUGGCUUCUUUCCCCUUACACUCAACUUCAGUGAGGACUACCCAAGUAAGCCACCAAAGUGUAGAUUUCCUCAGGGUUUCUUCCAUCCUAACGUGUACCCGUCAGGAACGGUCUGCCUGUCAAUUCUCAAUGAAGAUAGUGGGUGGAGACCAGCCAUAACUGUUAAACAAAUUCUUGUUGGGAUCCAGGAUUUGCUGGAUCAACCAAAUCCUGCUGAUCCUGCUCAGACAGAAGGUUAUCAUCUCUUCAUCCAGGAUGCUGUUGAGUACAAGAAGAGGGUUCGCCAACAAGCCAAGCAGUAUCCACCUCUGGUGUAAAGCUGAAUGUGGGGUUCACACUAAACUUGUUGAUACUCUUAUGAAUGAUGAUAUUAGCAGCCAGUUGCCACUGAUUGAAUCAACUUCUAAAACUGACUCGUUUUAUAGAUCUUGAUGAUAUGUGGUGCACAUUUGAAUUGUGUCAUGAUAAUCUUUGAAACUUUUAGAGUGUUUCCCAGAUAUGGACCCAAACUUAUGUGGAUAAUUAUAUUGGUAAACAUGUCAACAACAGCCUUGUGUGCUGCACAUGGUGUUCAUAUUGUGAAGUUGUGGUUUUCUGCUCUGAAAUGUGUAUGAAAGAACGGGUUUUUCUC